CGCAGUGACGCCACGGCGCGACGUGCGCCGGGUCAAAGUGUAGCCCCGCCCCCGCUUCCCCCUCGCUGUCUCCUCGGCCUGCGCCGCCGCCGCCGCCGACGCCGCUCCGUCAGCUCCGCCGCCUUCCUGCCCGAGCGCUGCCCGGCCGGCCGCCAUGGCGAACGUGGUCGACACGAAGCUGUACGACAUCCUGGGCGUCCCGCCCGGCGCCAGCGAGAACGAGCUGAAGAAGGCAUACAGAAAGUUAGCCAAGGAAUACCAUCCUGAUAAGAAUCCAAAUGCUGGUGACAAGUUCAAAGAGAUUAGUUUUGCGUACGAAGUGCUGUCGAACCCCGAGAAGCGCGAGCUGUAUGACCGCUAUGGCGAGCAGGGGCUCCGGGAAGGGAGCGGCGGCGGCGGCGGCAUGGACGACAUCUUCUCGCACAUCUUCGGGGGCGGGCUGUUCGGCUUCAUGGGCAACCAGAGCAGGAGUCGGAACGGCCGGAGGAGAGGCGAAGACAUGAUGCACCCUCUCAAGGUGUCUUUAGAAGACCUGUAUAACGGCAAGACAACCAAACUACAGCUCAGCAAAAAUGUCCUCUGCAGUGCGUGCAACGGCCAAGGCGGGAAGCCGGGGGCCGUGCAGAAGUGCAGCGCCUGCCGGGGCCGAGGCGUCCGCAUCAUGAUCCGGCAGCUGGCGCCGGGCAUGGUGCAGCAGGUGCAGUCCGUGUGCUCCGACUGCAACGGUGAAGGGGAGGUGAUCAACGAGAAGGACCGCUGUAAAAAGUGCGAAGGGAAGAAGGUGAUUAAAGAGGUCAAGAUCCUCGAGGUGCACGUGGACAAGGGCAUGAAGCACGGCCAGCGGAUCACGUUCACCGGGGAGGCAGACCAGGCUCCCGGCGUGGAGCCGGGGGACAUCGUCCUGCUGCUGCAAGAGAAAGAGCACGAGGUGUUCCAGAGAGACGGGAGCGACCUGCACAUGACGUACAAGAUCGGGCUCGUCGAAGCCCUCUGCGGGUUCCAGUUCGCCUUCAAGCACCUCGACGGCCGUCAGAUCGUGGUGAAGUACCCCCCCGGCAAAGUCAUCGAGCCAGGGUGUGUGCGCGUGGUCCGCGGCGAGGGGAUGCCGCAGUACCGGAACCCCUUCGAGAAGGGAGACCUUUACAUCAAGUUCGACGUGCAGUUCCCGGAGAACAACUGGAUCAACCCGGACAAGCUUUCUGAGCUGGAAGACCUCCUGCCCUCGAGGCCAGAAGUCCCGAACGUCAUCGGCGACACGGAGGAGGUGGAGCUGCAGGAUCUGGACAGCACGCGGGGCUCGGGCGGCGGACAGAGGCGCGAAGCCUACAACGACAGCUCCGACGAGGAGGGCAGCAGCCACCACGGACCCGGGGUGCAGUGCGCCCACCAGUGAGCCCGUGCGCGGCGCGGGCGGCCCUCCUCCCUCGUCUGCCUGGUGGUCGGCGACCGGCCGGAGUGUCUGGGCGGUCCACAUGAACUGAUGGACGUUUCUUGGUCUCCGUGUAACUUUUAAAAUGGGUAGAGUAUCUACAGAGUGUAUAAUUUAAACUAACCACCCAGCUCCCAUCUUCACCCGGGCCCUCCUGCAGCAGGACAGAGCACUUGAGGAGAAGCGAGACUUUCACACGUGGGUUCUGCGUUUCGGUCCUGCCGUCUGUGCUUGAUUUUCAUCAGUUUCGUGUAGAUUUUUUGUUUCGUAUUUUAAGUUCAGUCCCACAUUGUAAAGUUUGUGUACAAUUUGUCAUGGAAGCUUUGCGUUUGGCUGCAUCUGCAUAAUAAGCUGCUACAAAUAGAAUAAAGGAUUUCACCGCCUGUAU
This is a messenger RNA of Phyllostomus discolor (pale spear-nosed bat), 1817 nucleotides long. RefSeq names its product DnaJ heat shock protein family (Hsp40) member A2 (gene DNAJA2). Gene Ontology annotation, molecular function: ATP binding; Hsp70 protein binding. The record is from RefSeq and is a predicted model, not a curated record. NCBI's taxonomy places the organism in Eukaryota, Metazoa, Chordata, Mammalia, Chiroptera, Phyllostomidae. Gene Ontology annotation, cellular component: cytosol; cytoplasm. Gene Ontology annotation, biological process: protein refolding; response to heat. Bases 155 to 1393 code for a protein of 412 amino acids. The transcript has 9 exons.